GACGGAAGGUAAAAAAAACGUGCAUUUUCUAAGGAUCGUUCUACAGAAUAUAAAACUACAGCGUAUUUCCGCCAACCUCACUUUCCCGUUUCCUUUCCUUCCUCCCUUUCCUUCUUUUUCAUCAAUCUUUCAUUCUUUGCAAUGGCAUCCACCGAUCCCAACGCCGAGAAGCAGGAACCCAAGGUUGAGCAGCAAGAUGCUGCUACCAACGUCAACGUGCCUAACGGUAUGUCCCUGACUGUUGAGGAACUGUACGAUAAGGACAAGUUUGAUUUGUCCACUAUGGAGCCUGGCGAUGUUUUCCAACUUUUGCAAACCACUACCGAAGGUUUGACCAGCACGGAAGCCGCCGCUCGUAUCGAAAAGUUCGGUUAUAACCGUCUUGAGCAUAAGGAAGUCAAUCCUUUCCUCCAGUUCUUGGGUUUCAUGUGGAACCCUCUCUCCUGGGUUAUGGAGGCUGCUGCCAUUGUUGCCAUUGCCCUUUCUAACGGUGGUGGUCGCGCUCCCGAUUGGCCCGAUUUCGUCGGUAUCAUUCUCUUGUUGUUGGCUAACUCAAUCAUUGGUUUCAUGGAAGAACGUCAAGCUGGUAACGCUGUCAAGGCUCUUAUGGAGUCUUUGGCUCCCGAAGCCAAGGUCAAGCGUGAUGGUGAAUGGAAGACCAUUGAAGCUGCCGAACUUGUUCCCGGUGAUGUUAUUUCUAUCAAGCUUGGUGAUGUUAUCCCCGCUGAUGGUCGUUUGGUUGCUGCCCACGGUCAAGUUUCUAUCGAUCAAGCUGCUUUGACUGGUGAAUCCCUUCCCGUUACUAAGGAAGCUGGUGAUGAAAUCUUCUCUGGUUCCACCUGUAAGCAGGGUGAAGCUCAAGCUAUCGUUAUUGGUACUGGUCUCAACACUUUCUUCGGUCGUGCUGCCAAGCUUGUUGGUGAUGCCAACGAUGAAAUGGGCCAUUUGCAAGUCAUUCUCGCCAAGAUUGGUAACUUCUGUAUGUGCACCAUCGGUAUCUUCUUGGUUCUCGAAAUCUUGGUUAUGUAUCCCGCUUUCAAGUACGACUACCGUCGUGGUAUUGACAACUUGCUUGUCUUGCUCAUUGGUGGUAUUCCCAUUGCUAUGCCUACUGUCUUGUCCGUUACCCUUGCCAUUGGUGCUAAGCAACUUGCUGAACACAAGGCCAUCGUUACCCGUAUCACUGCUAUUGAAGAAAUGGCUGCUGUCACCAUUCUUUGCUCUGACAAGACCGGUACUUUGACUCUUAACAAGCUUAUUGUUGACAAGCCUACCGUCAAGUCCUAUGCCGACUACAACAUUGAAGAAAUCAUUCAAUUCUCUGCCUACGCUUGCCGUACUGAGAACCAGGAUGCCAUUGAUUUCUGUAUCUGCAACUCUCUUCCCGAUGUCAAGCUUGCCCGUGACGGUAUUGAAGAAAUGGAAUUCAAGCCCUUCAACCCUGUUAUCAAGCGUACUGAAAUUACCUACAAGGAUGCUGAAGGUGUCGUUCGUCGCGUCACCAAGGGUAUGUCCCACACCAUCUUGGAUCUCUGCACCCGUGAUAAGACCGAAGAACAAAUUAAGGCUCUUAACGAUGAUGUUGAUGAAUACGCUCGUCGUGGUCUCCGUGCUCUUGCUGUUGCUAUUGAUGAAGUUCCCACCGGUGGUGUCGAAGAUGAAGGCAGAGGUUUCAAGCUUGUUGGUCUUCUUCCCAUCUACGAUCCCCCGCGUUCCGAUACCAAGGAAACUAUUGACCGUGCUAUCGCUCUUGGUGUUUCUGUCAAGAUGAUCACUGGUGAUCAACUUGCUAUUGCUAAGGAAACUGGUCGUCGUCUCGGUAUGGGUGACAACAUGUUCCUUUCCAAGACUCUUAAGGAUGGUCCCCCCGCUGGUUCUGGUUACUCUGAUAUGGAUGAGCUCGUUCUCCAAGCUGAUGGUUUCGCUGGUGUCUACCCUGAACACAAGUACGAAAUUGUCGAGCGUCUCCAGAACAUGGGUCACAUGACUGCUAUGACUGGUGAUGGUGUCAACGAUGCUCCCGCUUUGUCCAAGGCUAACGUCGGUAUUGCUGUCGCUGAUGCCUCCGAUGCUGCUCGCUCUGCUGCCGAUAUUGUCCUUACUGAACCCGGUCUUUCCGUCAUUAUUGAAGCCAUCAUUGGAUCUCGUCAAAUUUUCCAACGUAUGCGCAACUAUUCCAUCUAUACUUGCUCUGUCACCAUUCGUGUUGUCGUUGGUUUCGCUAUUCUUUGCUUCGCUUUCGAGUUCGAUUUCCCUCCUUUCCUUGUUCUUAUUCUCGCCAUUCUUAACGACGGUACCAUUAUGACCAUCUCUACUGAUCGCGUCUCCACCAUUUCCCAGGCUCUUAUUUUCAUUACCCGUUCCCGUGGUUUCUUCUUCACUGAUUGGGUAUGAACAAGAAGAUGGAUGCUAAGGAAAUGCGUCGCUUCUCCUCUGUCCAGACCAACCACGCUGCUCAGAUCUUGAACUCUGACUCUGCCCCCAACGCCAGAGCAUAAAGCGCUUAAAGUGUAUAUAAUCCAUAUUUUUCUUUCUAUACAAGAACACCCAUCCUCCGGUAUAUCCACAUCAGAA
This is a messenger RNA of Umbelopsis ramanniana AG, 2574 nucleotides long. RefSeq lists its product as uncharacterized. The record is from RefSeq and is a predicted model, not a curated record. Gene Ontology annotation, molecular function: ATP binding; ATP hydrolysis activity; P-type proton-exporting transporter activity. Gene Ontology annotation, biological process: proton export across plasma membrane; regulation of intracellular pH. The transcript has 6 exons. NCBI's taxonomy places the organism in Eukaryota, Fungi, Mucoromycota, Umbelopsidomycetes, Umbelopsidales, Umbelopsidaceae. Gene Ontology annotation, cellular component: plasma membrane. The coding region runs from base 142 to 2394 and encodes 750 amino acids.